Messenger RNA from Caenorhabditis briggsae, 426 nucleotides. RefSeq names its product Protein CBR-TTR-38 (gene Cbr-ttr-38). Gene Ontology annotation, cellular component: cell surface. The transcript is spliced from 3 exons. Lineage: Eukaryota; Metazoa; Nematoda; Chromadorea; Rhabditida; Rhabditidae. Bases 1 to 426 code for a protein of 141 amino acids. The record is from RefSeq and is a predicted model, not a curated record.
AUGGAAUUUCCCAUUUUCCUCUAUUUUCUACUUCCUCUUGUUUUUACUUUUCGUGAUCAAAUCGUCGGUGUCCGUGGAAAACUAACCUGCAAUAACCGGUUACUGCAAGGCGCUACAAUUCGGUUGAUCGAGAAAAAUUAUAUUGGGCCCGAUGUGAUCUUGGCAGAAAACAAGACGAAUUUUCAAGGAAGCUAUGAAGUGGUCGGAAAAGGAAGAGGGAUGUUGGAGAUGAACGUAUUUUUAAGGAUGUUUCAUGAUUGUGACGAUAAAGUUAUUCCUUGUCAACGAACAGUCAGUCUACGCAUUCCAUCCACGUACAUCACGCGUGGCACCACUGUCAACAAUUAUUUCGAUGCUGGGACAAUGAAUAUGGCGUUCCGGUACCCGGACGAACAACGCUCAUGCACCGACAGGAUAUUCAGUUGA